GCCGUCCCCUCCGACAACAAGCGCGCUGCGUCAUCGACCUGUGGGGAGACUCUUUAAAAACCUUCAUUGUGCCGAAGUGAACCAAACUCACCUCAGCCACGGUUCUCUCUCUCCCCCCUCCUCCUCCCCUCCCUCUCUCUCUCUAAGCAGCCGUAUACCUGACGCCGGUCUCCUGAUUCUAUUCGUUCCUUUUCGUGCGCACCGGUCCAGCGCGUUGCGGUUCCAAAGUUGUACACUCGGUUUUUUUUAAAUUAAAUUUUCUUUCUUGAUUUUUUUUAUUAUAAUUAUUACGAAUUAUGACUUUACUUAAUGGUUGCAUGAAGUGAAGUGUUUUGAUCACUGUGCUCGGUGAAGGCGCUUCUUGACAGUCUCGCAGCCGGAGAAAGUUGCGCAUCGCUUGUUGAAUGCAGGAUACCUUCUGCCUGAGCGUCAAAUCCAAGUUCAGCUUUGGAGCAGCAGCUGGUAAGGAGCGGGGACUCCAGUUUCUCACCUCUCUCGCCGCCGAUAUGAAGUCUGCAGAAGAAGAUGCAUACAGCUACACACCAAAUGUCAGCCUGUCCCUUCCACUGGGUAUGGGCAACCCCUGUCUGGCCACUCAGUACCACACCUUACAGUCCAGCCCAGUCAUCUCAGUGUCUUCCUGUCACCAGACAGGCUACAGUCUCCAUAAUGACAACCAUGCAGCAUCAGGCUACUACCUGCCCCAUGGCUUGAGACCCAACGGCGCUCCGGCCUUGGAAAGCCCUCGUAUUGAGAUCACUGCCUACAGCCAGUACCCCGAGGAUGAGGUAGAAGAGAGCAGCAGUGAGGACCACAUCAUCAAACGAGGCGUUAACUCCAUCGUUACACUGACACUGCCCAAUGCAGACGGCUACCGCGACCCCAGCUGCCUCAGCCCUGCGAGCAGCAUUUCCUCACGCAGCUGUAACUCCGAGGCGUCGUCCUACGAGUCCGGUUUCUACAACUACGACAACUCCCCGCAGAACUCCCCCUGGCAGUCUCCCUGUGUUUCUCCCCGAGGGUCGUCCUCGCUUCUGUCGUGCCCGCAUGCCAGCGGCCCUGCAGGCUCCCCUCACCACUCACCCUCCACCUCCCCACAGAUAGGAGCUGUGGCCGAGGAAGGCUGGCCAGCACAGCCUCGCGGCUCCAGGCCCAACUCCCCGUCCUGCAGUGGAGGUGGCGGAGGCAACGGUGGCAGCAUCGGGAAGAGAAAGUACAGCUUCAAUGGCACCUCCUACCGUCAGACAUCCUGUUCACCCAACCAAUCCCCAACCCCCUCGCCUCAUGGCUCGCCCAGGGUCAGUGUCACAGAUGAGAGCUGGCUCCCCAACACCAACCAGUACACCAACUCUGCAAUUGUGGCUGCCAUCAAUGCUCUAACCACAGAUGGAGUGGUGGACAUGGGGGAGGGAAUCCCAAUCAAGACACGGAAGACCAUGCUGGACCACUCCUCCUCCAUGAGCCUGAAGGUGGAGCCUUGUGGCGAGGACCUGGGUCCUGAUGGGGACCUCUGCCAUGAGGACUACCCCUCCCGCCUGGCCCUCAAGAAGGAGAACUACUGUGGAGGGUUCCUGGAUGUGCCCCAGCAUCCAUACUCCUGGUCUAAACCCAAGCCUUACCUCAGCCCAUCUCUGCCAGCACUGGACUGGCAGCUUCCGUCCUGCUCCGGUCCAUACAACCUGCAGAUUGAGGUGCAGCCAAAGUCCCACCACAGGGCCCAUUAUGAGACCGAGGGCAGCCGAGGAGCCGUGAAGGCGCUGUCUGGAGGACACCCUGUAGUACAGCUUUAUGGCUACAUGGAAAGCGAGCCGCUCACCCUGCAGCUGUUCAUAGGGACCGCAGACGACCGCCUCCUGCGACCACAUGCCUUCUACCAGGUCCACCGCAUCACUGGCAAAACCGUCUCCACCGCCAGCCAUGAAGUCAUGCAAUCCAACACCAAAAUUCUGGAGAUCCCUCUGCUGCCUGAAAACAACAUGAGAGCCAUAAUUGAUUGUGCAGGAAUCCUGAAGCUGCGUAAUUCAGACAUUGAGCUUCGCAAAGGAGAAACGGACAUCGGACGUAAAAACACACGGGUGAGGUUGGUGUUUCGUGUGCACAUCAACCAACCCAAUGGCCGGACAGUGUCCCUGCAGGCUGCUUCCAACCCCAUUGAAUGCUCCCAGCGCUCAGCUCAGGAGCUUCCCUUGGUGGAGAAGCAGAGUGUGGACAGUUUCCCUGCCACUGGAGGCAAAAUGAUGCUUCUCAGUGGUCUCAACUUCCUCCCUGAGUCCAAGGUGGUGUUCGUGGAGAAGGCCCAAGAUGGGCAUCAUCUUUGGGAGACAGAAGCCAAAGUUGACAAGGACUCCGUCAAAUCUAGUACUCUUGUUGUGGAGAUCCCACCAUACAGGAACCAGAGAAUAUCCAGCCCGGUGCAGGUUAACUUCUACGUCUGCAACGGCAAGAGGAAGAGGAGCCAAUACCAGCGCUUCACCUACCUGCCUCCAAAUGUGCCGAUAAUAAAGACAGAACCCAGUGAUGAAUAUGAUUCUCUGGGGACUGUGGGCCUGUCCAUGCAUUCAAAGCCCUACUACAGCCAGCCCAGGCUCACUCCCAUCAUGCCCGUGGCCGAUCCUGAUGCCUGUCUGGUUGGUGGCUACCCUCCCUGCCCGCCUCGCCACGCUGCCAUGCCAUCAUCGUCCCCCAGCUCCAGUCCCACCCUGCAUGACCUGUCCCCUGUGGCAUACAGCAAGUGCCUCCCCAACAGCCCAACCCAUGCGGCACCGCCAGGCCCCGUGGUGCCCCCCAUUCAGGAGACACCUGGCCACCCUAACCUCACUCAUCCGCCGUCGCCAGACCACAACUCUCCCCUAGGGAUGCUCCACUCCCAGGGCAGCCCCAACCACCUCAACAGCCCCGGACCCCAUGGUUACCACCCUAUCUAUGCCAACAGCAGCCCCUCAUCUUCCCCGGUGUCCCAUCCUUCCACUCCUGGAGGGCCUGCAGAGAGCCCGUUUGUUCAGGCGUACAGCCCCGGUCAGGCAGCAGCCGGCUCAGCCCAGGCUGGAGGGAGCUCGCCCAGCCUGCUGCCUGAGGAUGCCAGCCCCCCUUCAAUGGCCAUCACCGUCAAGCAGGAGCCCCAGGAACUGGACCAGAUGUACCUAGAUGAUGUUAAUGAGAUCAUCAGGAACGACCUCUCCAGCAUUUCUGUGCACACUCAUGCAUAGACAUCCAGAAGCCCUCUGCAGCAGCACACACACCCUGAAACAACAGCAACAACAAAAAAGAGGACAUUAAAAAGAAAAAUACUAGAGAUCCAGAUUAUGAAGAAUGAAGUUUUGACCAGGAUCUCCCACCUGAACACCAUCACCAUCAGCUCCUCUUCGCUCAGAGACUCGCUGCAGACUCACAUUGACAAUCACUGGCAAGAAUCAACAGGUGAAUGUUACACUUACGAAAAGAAAAAAGAAAAAAAAAGGGAAAUGAUAUCAGGGGCAAAGUAUACGACUACACUUCGCCUUAUUUCACAGAAGACGUUUCGUGGACCAAACAGCUCAAUGAGACUGAUUUACUCCUCUAUGUUUAACAAAUGACAAUCUUCAUUUGGCGUGAUCUGUAUGUUAAAUGCAUGGACAAGCUAAUGGGACAAUAAGUGUCGAGCUUCAUCACUUGGGUUCAUUUGUUUGUGCAGUCAGUCCGCAACAACCAAAUCGGUGCCUUACAGCAGUGAUACUGACAGCAGACAACAAGCAGCAGCAGCAGCAGCGGUCACACAAAUGCAAACGGUUCAUUGUAACCCAAAGUGGAAGAUUUUAUAUGACAUUUUUGUAUCAUUUCAAUGAUUUGUUUACAGGGAACCAGAAUAAAAAAAAAAUAAAAUAAAAAAAAGGCUGGAAUUCUAUGUAGGGGAGUAUGUGAAUAGAUUAGAAUUGUAUUUUUCUUGCUUCCUUAUUAUUAUCUUUGUUCAUUUAUACUGAAUGUUAUGUAUGAUAUUCUUUUGUAUAAACAUGUAUUUGGAAAUAUGUAUGCCUUAUCCUUAUAUCAUGCAGUUUGCUAUUUAGCUUUCCUUUUUUUCCCAUUUGUCUUUCCCUGAUAUCACUGUGUACCAUUUCUUCUAUCCUGCGUUAUGCUUUUCACCUUAGUGCCUAUUUUUUAAUCACGCUUUUCCCGGUCUUCCAGUCCUCCGCCCAGAUCAUGACAUAAUGAUGCAACGACAAUCAGAGAAAAUAUGAAAUAUAUAGUACAUAUCCUAUGACAGCAGUUCCUGGUUUGCAGGGGCUUAUAAAGGCAGGUAUCAGAGUUUUCUUCUUCUUCUUCCCCAGCUAUGAGAUAGUUGAACAAUGGUAUGCUUACCUGCUGAAUUUAAAUGAGAAUACUCCUGGACAAUUUAUAUAUUUGUCUGUUACUUCUUGCACUGCAGGUUUUGCAUGUAAAUAGGCACAGGGAUUAUCGAAGUACGCCACAGUUUUGCUCAUCAUCUGGGGGAUUUCACUGAGGAGUCGGCAGGACUGUUACUUACAGCUGGCAAUAAUUGAUCUGAGUUAACCAAAGGAUUUUAUCUUUGGUGAAAUUAUUGUCCAAGUUUCCUUUUUCUGUCAGAGACUUUAGCAUAGAGCUGUUUCCCCCCCACCGUACAAAAAAUUAAAAAAAAAAACAUUAUGCACUUUACCGUAGAAACAGAGCAGAUUUUCUUGCCUCCAGACCAAAUAUCGUAGGCUGAUCUCCACUGUUGUGUCACAGACAAACCUUCAUCAACUCUUCCUUCACAUAGCUGCAGUCUUUUCCAUGUGAUCUGUCUUUUGGAGCAUGCACACUGUACUGUCGCUGGGGAUCAUUUAGCUGAUCGUAGCUUCCAGAAUAGCUUCCUUACUCCACUUUUGGACAUAUACUAUAGUAGCAUGACUAAACUGUAUGAAAACAAACAAACAAACAAAAAAAAGGGUUUCUAUUUUGUGCCUUAUCUCUUUCUCGGCUACAAAAUCGUUGCAACUCUGUAAUGCUUUUCAGUGUAGGCACAAGGUGAAAUAUAUUUCUCUUUAAUAUGAAAUAUUUAUGAAAAAUGGAAAUGUGUUUUAAGUGCAUUUAAUGUGUUCUCAAAAAUGAAUUAAUAAAUGGCAUAAUGGUGACCAUGAAUAA
Stegastes partitus (bicolor damselfish) is the source of this 5115-nucleotide messenger RNA. Its product is annotated as nuclear factor of activated T-cells, cytoplasmic 1-like. Bases 405 to 3206 code for a protein of 933 amino acids. Gene Ontology annotation, molecular function: DNA-binding transcription factor activity, RNA polymerase II-specific; transcription factor binding; RNA polymerase II cis-regulatory region sequence-specific DNA binding. Gene Ontology annotation, biological process: calcineurin-NFAT signaling cascade; cytokine production; regulation of transcription by RNA polymerase II. The transcript has 10 exons. Gene Ontology annotation, cellular component: transcription regulator complex. Lineage: Eukaryota; Metazoa; Chordata; Actinopteri; Pomacentridae. The record is from RefSeq and is a predicted model, not a curated record.